This is a messenger RNA of Prorocentrum cordatum, 1938 nucleotides long. Lineage: Eukaryota; Dinophyceae; Prorocentrales; Prorocentraceae. The record is from the annotation of a GenBank genome assembly.
AUGCCUGCAGCAGGACAUGCCCGACCUAAGCCCACUCCCAUGGCGGACGGCGCAGGCGCGCUCGAGCGCGCGGGUGUCAGCUGCGGGUCUGGCCGCUCCACUCCGGAGUCGGGGUCCGACGAGGGCGACGACGAGGGCGAUGCACCGGCCCACGGCGGCGCGAGCUGGACCUUCUCCGUCACUCCGCCGGCCGCUCCGGUGGCGCUGCCCACCAUCCGGGUGACCCCGCCGCAGGAGGGCGGAGUGGGCGCCUCUGGGCGGUGCGACGCCGCUGAUGUGGGCACCCGGCUUUCGAUGAUCGAGGCGCUUGCGCAGGUGCUGGAGUGCGAUGACAGUGCUGUGGAGGCAGCCGUGGCGCGCCUUGCGGCCGGCACGGGCCUUCGGGGUGCAGGGCCCUCUCCUCCGGCGACCCCGCUGACGUCGUCGGGCGAGGACUCGGAGGUCGCCUCGACCGCCUCGGAGCCGCUGGACUGGAACUCCGACGACGAGCCACCGCAGGACCAGGUCGGGGACGAGCAGGCGUGCAGCCGGGGCGGGGAGGUGCGGAAGACGAUCCUUCGCGUGGGCCAGGGCCUGCAGUGCCCUGGACAGCACGACGUCGUGCACGUGCGCUACCAGGCCCUGGGCCCUGGCGCCGCAGGCGGCGCCGCCGCGCUGGCCGCCCUGCAGGCGGGGGAGGCUGGCCGCAACGGCAGGGCGCCGCCGGAGGAGCUGGAGGUGGCCAUGGGCGAGGGCAGGCUGCCCCUCGGCGUGGAGCUCGCGGUGAAGUGCAUGCGCCUCGGGGAGGCCGCGGAGGCGUCGGCGCCCGCGGCCUUCGCCGCCUUCGCCUCCCCGGUCUCGGGGCGCGGCCGCGCCGGGCGCGUGCCCGCCGCGCUCGGCAAGGUGUCCCGGCGGCUGCGCUUCCUGCCAGCGGCCCCUCGGGACAUCGCCAGCCAGGCGGCGGCUGACGCGCAGCGGGCGACGCGCGGCGGCGCGCCUGGGGCGGACGAGCCGGGCACGGGCGGGGGCGGCGCGCCGCCGCAGGCAGCCCCCGCGGCCUUCCGGGCGCUGGUGGAGCUGCUGCGCAUCGACGCCGUGGAGGUGCUGACGGAGGGCGACUUCGUGGUGUUCUCGGCGGCGCGGCGGCUGGGCGGCGCGGAAGGGCCGCCCAGCAGGUACGAGCUCGUGCUCGGGGAGGCCGAGCCACCCUUCCCAGGCGCUUGUGUAGAGGAGGCUCGCUUUCCCCUCCCGGCCAGCGAGCCCCCGGAGCCCGUGCUGGUCACGAGCCUGGAGCCCGGCGGCCUCGCCGAGCGCUCGGGCGUGCGGCUGGGCGACCUGCUGACGGCCGUGGAGGGCCGGAGCACCGCGGAUAUGUCCCGCGAGGACGCCGCGGGCCGCGCACCAAGGCCGACGCCCGUGCCGCCGCCGGGCGGGCCGGUGGAACGCCGGCGCAAGUGCGGUUCCUUCGCCGAGUGGGCGCGCGACCUGCCUGCGGCGGUGCGAGAGCACCUCGAGGGGGCAGGCUUCGCGACUCUGGCCUUGGUCGCGGACGGCGUUGCGCCGGAGCCUCUGCCGGGCCGAAGAGUACUGCGAGUUGAAGCCAGAGUGCAGUGCAUGCGGCGGAGACUCAAGGAACUGAACCGCCUUCGCAACCGCGGAGUAGACGAUGCUCUUCUGCCAAGCCUGCACCUGUGGGGCAAGUGCGAGCAGCUCAGGCGGGCCAACCGCGGUCUCGAGCCGCUGCUGCCGAACAGGGUCCAGUCGGAGGCGGUGGCCUCGAAGCGGCGCAUUGGCGUGGCGCUUGCCAUCCAUCGGCGAACCGCGCGCAACUCGCUGCGCCAACUGGAAGCGUGGUGCUACGUGGCAGAGAACCUGCUGUUGCUCCCUGGCUGGGUGCAAGACGUGCGCCGCGUCGAAGCCUUCCACGGAAGUUCUGGGCCCGCCUGCGCCGCGGCGUGA